UUCAUUUUUGGAUAAGUUGUUGAGUCGAACACAUCUAGCUCCGAAUAUUCCAAUUUUAGUUUUGUUUUUAUAAACAAAUUUUUAUAAAAACAAAUCAUUUUUUAUAAUUACUUACAUUUCGUCUCAUAUUCCAAAGUUGAAAGUGUGAAUUUUUUUGGACUUAAACUAUUUUCGGUGACUUUAAAACCUUCCUAAUUCUCUUUUAGUUAAAAAUUUUAAGAGCCAUGUGGAAGAAAUUACGCAAUCACUGGGUUAUGCUGAAAACAGCUAAGGAUUUCGCCUUGGGUCCUGAUGCAAAGAAGAUGCUGGCGUCAAAAAAAAAAAAUCGUUGUCCAACAACGGAUAUGCUUAUAGAAGCCAUUUACAAAAGGAACCCGCACUUGCUUGAAAUAUCUGAUUCGGACAGGAAGCGUUUGCGACGUGAAAUACCAAAUCCAAAUCCGCCAAAGAAAGACACGAAUCCAUUGCCUAUACUCCAUAUCGAACGCCUGCCCGAUUGGAAGGACGUUCUCAAACGACCACUGUAUGAUUUGAAUAAACCGAAAUCCCCUGAUGCAUAUGCCGUACCUCAGAAAUGGACCACGUCUCCCCCGAUAAUACCAGGCCAGCGACAACCAGACUACUUCUCUAAGCCCAACUUGAUGGAUGACAAAAACCGGACCUCUACGCUCAAUGCCCUGCUUGCCCUUGCAGCUGGCAAGGGCAAAUAAACCCUGACAGGCCAAACGGAGAUGGAGAAAACUAGCUGAAAAAUCCCAAAAUUAUUUCCCAUCUCUUGCUAUAUCCGCAUUUGUAUAAAACUUUUUUACCGUGUUCGUAACAUUUCGUAUUGGAUUCAAAAUUUUUAAAGUAUAUAAACAAUCUUGGUAACAAAAUUCGCAAAUAAAUUAAAGAGUGUAAACCGCCAACAGAAA
Molecule: messenger RNA, 914 nt
Organism: Drosophila willistoni
Lineage: Eukaryota; Metazoa; Arthropoda; Insecta; Diptera; Drosophilidae
Exons: 2
Coding region: 225-710 (161 amino acids)
Source: RefSeq, a predicted model, not a curated record